CGCUCAUCUCAGCUCACAAUGUGCUCUUCUCUUCUCAGACAGGACACUACCCCUGACCAUGUAAAGGAAGAAAACUAGUAUUCCACUUUUUGUUUGCGCCCUCUGGUGGCAAAGAUAAUUGCAACGUGACAACUUACCCAUGUGACAACAAGCCCCUGUCUCCCCUUCUGCAACACAUCGUUGCCGUUUGCAGACUUUUUUCAGUUGCACCUGUUUUUAAUAACAUUCAUUCAAUCAGUCAGUUCCUCCUCCUUACUGCUACUUCUACUAUUUUUGCCAUUUUAAACUCCUUAUUUACAAAAUUGUGAUGAUCAAAAGCCUUCAGUUCGGCACACUUCCUCAAUUAAGCUAAACGCGGAACUGUGAAGUCCGAGAGACAUGUUUCCACACGGAUGUAUAUCACACAGGACAUAUAUUAGCGCCGCUAAAGUUUUCUCGCAGAGGGAAAAGUUGUCAGUCUGAUCCGUUUCUCUGGAUGUUAAUGAUUUAAUUCGGGCUGUUUGGUUAAUUUCCGUAAAACUCUGAGACUUUGGGAGACUUUUAGAAGUGUUUCGAUUCAUCGCUGUCAGAAGUUUUUUGGAAAAAAAGUUUCUUCUUUUUUUCUUCUUCCUUUUUUUGUUUUAUUUUUUUAUUUUUUUCUUUCGCUGAAGAAAAAAGUUUCCCUGGAGUUUUAAAGUUGUUAUUUUUAGUUCCUGUAAAAUCAUGGCUUGCGAAGGAAACGGCAUGUCAGGUAAGAUUUGUAGGAGGUUUGAAGCCUGUUAUAACACAGAAGAGGUGAAUUCAGUUGUUUUAAUCUGCUCAUGAAUCAGGUUUUACUAACAUUUAUGUACAUUAAUAUCGUUUACUCCACAGAUGCGAGGAUAGGAGAAGCCCUCAUUAAAGAGUGAGUUGACCUUUAUUGCCUCUUGUGCUUUAAACUUUACUUUUUUAAUGUAAUAUUUUUAACUAUUAUUUUAAUUCUACUGUGUAAUUGAUUUUUAAUGUAAAACAACAUAUAAAGGAAGAAAAGAGAGUAAAAUCCUCUCCUGUGUUUGGGUAAAAUUAUGCCAUUGUUUACACUUAACAGAAGGGGUGCAGUCAUCCUAUCAGUCAUCUAUAUCAAACAUUUCCUGGUGAGAAGUCCAGGCCCACUCUUUUAAAGUUUCCAGCUGACUCUGAUGAAGUUUUUGUUAAUUUAUUUUUGGUUAAAUGUAAAACAGCUAAAUUAAUUUUGUCAAUCCAACUCCUUUAGACAGCACUUAGAUUGAAGAGUCUUAGUGCUGUCUUUCUAAUUUGAUAUGUGAACGAGUUAAAAUAAACUACCAUUAGAUAAAGUGUUUUUAACAGCACACUGAAAUGAUUGUUUGUCUUCCUAGAAUGUGAACUUCCUACAGGAAGUGCCAUGCGUUCAUAUUUUUUUUCCCUCUUUACACAACAAAUAAAGUUCUCCUAAAAUUUGGUGCCUAACAUCAAGCCACAUUUUAAAAAGUUUAGCUUGAAAGCGUUGAAGAUUAUGGCUCUUGCAGCAGUAACAGAGGUUUCUGAUUAAAAGCAGCUUUCAGUUUCAUUUUUACAUGGCAGCAGUGACCCUCUUACGGUAAAUUAGCAGGCUUUAACUACACCCACCUGGGCUGUAUCAUGACUCAUUUAUGGGACAAACGGUCCAGGUUGUUAUUUGCUUGAAUGAUAAGCUAUUUUCGGAAUGGGUGUGCACGCCUCAGGUAUGUUUAUUGUUUCCAGUUGUUUUAUGUAUGGCAGAGUGGUUUAUAAUAAACAAGUUUUUAGUGUUAUAACAGAGCUUCUUCCACUCUUACUUUGCACAGAAUAAAAGUUACAUAGACAUUUUGUUUCAGCAGCUGAUAGCAUCAUCUGCUUUCCUAAUUUAGACAGAGAUUCCCUGAGCCAUUAAAUCUUUUUCUUAAUAACAAAUUAUUGUAUCUUAUGGAUGUUUACUAUGUGUCAUGGAGCUGGGUGAAGGGGAAGUAGUGAGGAAAUGUAUCCUGUGCAUGUGACCACAAGUGUUUUAUUUAUUCCUUCACUUUGAAACACAUUGUUACUCAGAAUUAUAAACCACAGUUGAUGGUUUCUGACCAGUCAGAAUCAAGUUUUCAACUCAGCUGGAUGGUUAGGAAGAAAGCUGGGUGAUAAACGCUCAGGCUGUCUGACAGAUUACUCUCUGUGAUGCUCAAACCCUUUUGUCCAAACUCACCUCUUACUCCAGAGACCUUAAUACUGUGAGACAGGAAUCAGCAGAGUAAUAGGUGACAUACUUGAACAAACUGACACUGAAAAUAUAAAAUGUAAUAUUGUCUUGCCUCAGUAUGGUGUUAUUGAUAGUGUUUGCUUCUGUUUCAGAGUGAUACAGGAGGAACUGAAAGAUGUGCCUUCUGAAGAAAUCCCACCUCUCACUCCUCUGGCCGUAGAGCUGAAGACUGAGCAGGAGCGGAAGAUCGUUACCCAGCUCGGCAUAAUGGUCCGCAUAGUUGGCGACAAGGUCAAGGAUGACCAAGAGUUCCAGGAGUGAGUGUCUGACAGGUAAUGAGUUUGUAAAGUCUUUUAAAAAUUGAAUUUUGUUGACAUCUCUUUAUGUUUCUCUUGCAGUGCCAUUGACGGGAUUGCAUCUUGUUCCGGCUCUAAGUGGGAGAGUUUCAAAGCGGUGGCCGACAAAGUGUUCGAGCAUGGUAUCACCUGGGAGAAUAUUGCUGUGCUCUUUUACGUUGCAGGAAAGCUAGCUCUCAAGGUGUGUUAAAUUUUGCUAUAUUUUCAUGGGAAGCUGUUAAACAUGAAUCUUAAAGGUACAGCAAUAUAACAUGGAGGUUUUGUGUUGCUUUGAUAUGAAAUAAGUGGACAGUAGUUCCUGCUUUGUAUUGAAAGAAGCUAAAAUCUCAUUCAAUUCACAAAAUUUGGCGUCGAUUAAGUGCCGUCAUUGUGAAUUAAAAAGUAUUUUCCAGCUAUUCAAUAAUUAAUUCAAAUAUACUUCUGACUGCUGCAGCUUUUUUUUCAAUAAACCUUUAUUUAUAAAGCGCAUUUGUGUCCCAUCAGCUGGUUGAAGCUCAUCUCCCUCAGUCAGUGAGGGACAUCCUCAGUUGGACCGUGGAGUUUUUCAGAAACAAUCUACUGGGUUGGAUUCGGGACCAUGGAGGAUGGGUAUGUUGGGCCUUCAUUUGGUCUAUCUUGUCUUUUUCAGAGCAGUUCAUGAAGCAUGCAGACUGUACGCACAUAUGUGAGCGAGUCAGUGGGGGAAUCAUGGGAAUUGUUCUCAUUUUGACCAUCAGGUGGGGCUGUUGAACCAAGAUGAUAAAAUUCAUCCUAAAAGACACAUUUGUCACACAGAAGAGUAACAAUUAGAGGUCAACACCAAUUCCAUAAUGUAUCAUCAAAAACAUGAUUGUUUAUUAAUUAUACUUUUUAAUUAUAAUUAUCAACACUUGUCUUAAGUUGUUUUAUUGUCUAAACAAAACAUUAAAUAAACUACAUAAGUAAAGGGACAACUAUAGCAAGAUACACAGCACAUUAAUAAGUGAGCUGCAUUAACAGAACUGACAGCAAGAGCUGAUAAAUAGCAAUAUAUGGCAUCAAGAAAGCCAAUAGCCUGUGCUGCACUGUGUGACAUGAUGCGUCUCUCCACAGAUAAACAGUUUCUCAGAUCUGGCAGUUGCAUCUGUGCAAAGCGUGUCAUCGAUGAGCUCCAGUAACUACGGCCUGGUCCUGAUCUUUUCUGCUGGCUUGCUUAUUGGAAGCUUCAUCACUUGGAGAUUCUCCAGAUAGCUCUGAGGCAGAGGGAAAAUCAUACAUACACACACGUACAUACACUCUCACACACACAGACACACUUACACGCACACUCCAGACCAAGGUCAAGCUGAGUGUCAUUUACAGAUCAGAUGGAAAUUAACCAGAGAGGUUUGAUUCACGAGAGUUUUAAGUUUUGCACCUGCUGAACCUGCACAAAUGAGACAAAAAGAAUAAUGACAUAAUGUAAUUCAGGAAGCACAUUCCAACCGUCCACUGCACCCACACUGCGCCGCACAACAAACGCAGUCUCUGUUCUUUGGUGCUGUUUGCACAUACUUUAACGAAUCAUCGUGCAUUUAAUUGAGACAAACUUGUGUCCAAAAGUGCUGCAGCUGUGCAGGAUUAUUUAUCAUGGACGCCAGUGUCAAGCUUCCAUUGAUCAGAACAACAAUUUCACCUCUGGUUGGUCUGAAAUGAGUAUAUGUUAAAAUGAACAGGGAUGAGAGUUUGCUGCUUUUGCUGCCUCACUGAAAUCUUCAUCAUUUCUGUCAUGAGUCCAGUUCACAUCAGACGCAGAGCGCACAGAGCAGAGAAACCUAAUGUGAGCGUUUGGGCUUGAAAACUGGUUGCUCAAUAUUUCUUGUGAAUUGGAUCUUUAGAUGGAUUUGUCAGUCGGGGCAAAUGAAGUGCAACUCUUGGUGCUAUUUGUUGCUAUAAUCCAUUCUUAGUGAUAAGGACAACAUGUGUACAACAUAUUCCCACCUUACCUGAUUUGAUACAAGAGCCCAUUCAUUAUGAGACACUCAGGGUCAACUCUUAGUAUACCUAUUUUAGAGGGAAUUUUUCAGAUUGACGGUAAAAAUAACGAGACUGUUUUUGAUCAUGUAUUGAUUUGACUAUGCUCGAGGAAACCAAUAACUUACUACUUGAAUGAGUCAAUGAGGAAUAUUUAAAAUCAUCCAUUAAAAAAAAAAAAAAUCUGUGUAUUGAGACUAUUGAAUGCUCUGACAUUUCAUGGUCUAAGUGAAUAACGGUUGUUUGUUUUUCUGUAAAAGUACACGUAUAGAUGUUUAUUAGUGUCCCCUCAAGCUCGGUUGAUUUUAGGAAGAAAUCACUGAAAUGUAUUGGCUCUGUGUCUUGCAUUGUCGUUCUUAUACCGCACAGUUCAACAGUCGGUUAUUUGCAGCCCAGAAACAACAUUUUGAAGGGAGCUUUUCCAUGUAUUGGGUCAUUUGUAUUGCACAAAGCUGUAAGAGCUGGUUUAAAGCGUAUUAUAUGAGGUUUUGUUAUUUUACAUUUUGAAGGCUUAAAAAAGAAAAACCAAAGUUGAAAAUUAUUUAUUUGUAUUUUAAAUAAAUCAGGGAAAAAAAGAUAUUGAAUUUAAAUUUGGUUUAAAAAAUUAAGUUUUCAUAAAACCUUCAGUUUCUGGGUCUUAAAAACUGUCAUUUUAAAGUUGAUAACAUAUCUUAAUUACUUAAUACUGUCACUCUUUUCCUUAUAUCUGGCCUUAACACUCUAUGGUACAGUUAUAAUAUCACAAUAUUAUAUUUACCAGGGCUGAACAAAAGCUGGCUCUACGCUGUCGGUCACGAUCAUUUGAUUCAGUGCCUUGAGUAAACUCUUCUGUUUACAUAUAUCUGUAUACGACCAGGUUAUUGCAUGGAAUAAAAGUGAUGUUGGUUACAGUAUAAGUUCCUGGCUUGAUUCUGAUGUAAACCUGCAAUGUAAAAAUGAAAUCCAAUUCAAUGUUCAAACAAAGUCACGGAAUAUUAAAGCCAUUUUUUAAGCGAC
Xyrichtys novacula (pearly razorfish) is the source of this 5505-nucleotide messenger RNA. The record is from the annotation of a GenBank genome assembly. NCBI's taxonomy places the organism in Eukaryota, Metazoa, Chordata, Actinopteri, Labriformes, Labridae.